UUGGUCACACACAGGCCUGGCCCUGCACCAUGAAGGGUUUCACUGCUGCCUUCCUCAUCUGGACCCUGAUUUCUCCCAGUGGUGGUGACACCCCAGCCUGGCCCACACACACAGCCUGCAAGGACUCAAGCUUGGAAGUGCUCUACCAGAGUUGUGAUCCAUUACAAGAUUUUGGCUUUUCUAUUGACCAGUGUUCCGAACAUUUAAAAUCAAAUAUCAACAUUAGAUUUGGAAUCAUUCUGAGAGAGGACAUAAAAGAGUUGUUUCUUGAUGCAAGUCUCCUGACGGGAGGAGUGCCCUUUUUGAAUUACUCCUAUCCCAUCUGUGAAGAGGAUCUCCCCAAGUUUUCUUUCUGUGGAAGAAGAAAAGGGGAGCAGAUUUAUUAUGCUGGCCCUGCCACUAAUCUUGGAUUUGAAAUUCCCAAGGGAGAACACCAGAUUUUGCUGAAACUGUAUAAUGAAAACCAUUCCAUGGUGGCCUGUGCCAACGCGACCAUCAUUUGCUCCUGAGCAGCUCAAAAGCACAGCAGCCUUGUCAUGUGGAAAUUCUAGGGCAUCUCCAACUGAACCUACAGUGUAAGCAGAACCUCUGUGAGAAAGCUUGCUGAAGCCACGGGCGCUGACUUAGCCCAGCACCCUGGGCCCCAGACUUCAUAUGUGGAAUGAAGCGCCCCAAAUCACCUGCUUCUAAGGAGCCUCCUGGUAGUCACUAAGCAGUCCUGAGGGCCCAUCCUUCUGUACGUGGGCACCUCACAGCAGACGCCCUGCUGCAGCUCCCUGGGAGUACUUCCUCAGGUACCAGAAUAA
Molecule: messenger RNA, 806 nt
Organism: Myotis lucifugus (little brown bat)
Lineage: Eukaryota; Metazoa; Chordata; Mammalia; Chiroptera; Vespertilionidae
Gene: LY86
Product: lymphocyte antigen 86
Exons: 5
Coding region: 30-509 (159 amino acids)
Biological process (GO): positive regulation of lipopolysaccharide-mediated signaling pathway; innate immune response
Source: RefSeq, a predicted model, not a curated record